This is a messenger RNA of Mangifera indica (mango), 3475 nucleotides long. Its product is annotated as GPI ethanolamine phosphate transferase 1. The record is from RefSeq and is a predicted model, not a curated record. Gene Ontology annotation, molecular function: mannose-ethanolamine phosphotransferase activity. Gene Ontology annotation, cellular component: endoplasmic reticulum membrane. Bases 133 to 3084 code for a protein of 983 amino acids. The transcript is spliced from 18 exons. Gene Ontology annotation, biological process: GPI anchor biosynthetic process. Lineage: Eukaryota; Viridiplantae; Streptophyta; Magnoliopsida; Sapindales; Anacardiaceae.
UGAUACGGACAACAGUGUGUGCGCACUUAGAAACUGCGGUGUGUCACCGCCACUCAACCACAAUUCCAAGAAAACCAAAUACAAAUACAAAAGCCGCAGAUUCGAAACGGAAACACGAAGAAAACAAAAAGCAUGGACAUUGAUGGGAUCUUGGGCACGAGACAGCCGUCUAAAAGCAGCAAUCCCAGGAAAAUAUGGCUCAAGACACGAGAGAUGUGGCUGGUGGUUCUGGGUGUGAUCCUUCACGCUGUGUAUAUGCUUAGCAUUUUCGAUAUCUAUUUCAAGACUCCGAUUGUUCAUGGCAUGGAUCCCGUGACCCCUCGCUUCAAGGCACCCGCCAAACGCCUCGUCCUCUUAGUGGCGGAUGGUUUACGUGCUGAUAAAUUUUUUGAGCCGGAUUCAAAUGGGAAUUUUAGAGCACCAUUUUUGAGGAGUGUGAUUAAAAAUCAAGGUCGUUGGGGAGUGUCUCACGCUCGACCUCCUACUGAGUCAAGGCCUGGACAUGUUGCUCUAAUUGCUGGUUUUUAUGAGGAUCCUAGCGCUGUUACCAAAGGAUGGAAAGCUAAUCCUGUUGAAUUUGAUUCGGUUUUUAAUCAAAGCCGGCAUACAAUUUCUUAUGGUAGCCCAGAUAUUGUUCCAAUAUUUUGUGGAGCAUUGCCACACAGCACCUGGAAUACUUAUCCUCAUGAGUAUGAAGACUUUGCAACUGAUGCGUCUUUUUUGGAUGAGUGGUCUUUUGAUCAAUUUCAGAGCCUUCUUAAUAGGUCCAAUGAAGACCCGAAGUUAAAGGAGCUACUACUACAGGAUAAUCUUGUUAUAUUUCUACAUCUACUUGGUUGUGAUUCAAAUGGACAUGCACAUCGGCCCUUUUCAUCAAUCUAUCUCAAUAAUGUAAAGGUUGUUGACCAUAUUGCUGAGCGUACGUAUGCUCUUCUUGAGGGCUAUUUCAAGGACGAUCGUACGGCGUAUGUUUUCACCGCCGAUCAUGGGAUGCAUGACAAAGGUAGUCAUGGAGACGGUCAUCCCACAAACACUGAUACCCCUCUCGUUGUUUGGGGAGCAGGUGUUAAUUAUCCCAAGCUUUCAUCUGGUACAAAUCAUUCUAAUUGUGGUUUUCGUUUUGUCGAUGAUCAUGAACAUGAUACUUUAACACCUAAAGAAUGGGGUCUUGACGAAAUUGAGAGGGUGGAUGUCAAUCAAGCAGAUAUUGCACCACUCAUGUCAACUCUUCUUGGACUGCCAUGUCCUGUUAACUCAGUUGGGAAUCUACCACUUGAAUACAUUAACAUGAAUGAAGCAGAAAAAGUUGAAGCUGUGCUGGCCAAUACGAAGCAAAUUCUCAACCAGUUUCUUCGGAAAUCAUAUAUAAAGCAGUCAAACUCAUUUUAUUUCAAGCCCUUUAAGCCACUGGCUGAUUAUUCUUCUACACUGAAUCGGAUUGAGGAGUUAAUUUUUGUCAAAGACUAUGAAGCGGCAAUGAAGCUUUCAGAAAACCUAAGAAGCUCAGCGCUGCAGGGGCUUCACUAUUUUCAAACUUAUGACUGGUUGAUGCUGAUGUCCAUAAUUACUCUUGGGUAUAUUGGUUGGAUGGUCUGUCUUCUUCUUCAUGUGCUGCAAUCUUAUACAUCAGUACCAGGAAAUAUAUUAAGAAAGGAAUCUGCAUUCCACCAGAGAAAUAAUAGUAGAAAAGUAUACCUAAUGGGAUGUCUGUUGUUGGGAGUAAUUUGUAUUAAAUUCAUGCUGGAACACUCUCCUCCCCUUUACCAUGCAUACAUGGCGAUGACAGUGUUUCUCUGGAUGCAAAUACUAAGUGAAUAUCAGUUUAUACUGGCUUUGUGGAGACACAUACAGUGGGGGAAAAUCAAUUUUAUUGUUAAACUUCUUGCCAUUGUUGCUGUGUCAAUAUUGAUUGUUGAAUUCCUGGUGAAUAGCUUCACUAAGAGAGAGCUCUACACUUGGUGUUUUCUAACUGUGGGGGUUUUAGCUUCUUUUUAUCUUUUUAAAUCAAUUCCAUGGAGAUCUAGAAUACCAAUUUUUGUUUGCAUAACAUGUUGGUUUUUGUCCAUAUUUACGUUGAUGCCAGCAGAAAUUCCUGACAAUAAUCCAUUGGUAAUUUCCAGUGGGGCAAUGAUCAUCAUAAUUGGGGCAACUGCAAGAUGGCUAGAUCUGCAUGCUGAAGGGAAGAAGUAUUGGCAAAGUAUCUGUAAUCAUGAAACAAAAAAGUCCAGAUUUCCAAUGCUCUUUUACUUGCAGGCUCUACUAGUUGGGUUAGCAUCGGUAAUGGUGUCACUGUCAACUUCUCACAGAACAGAGAAGCAAGAACUGCUGCCAGUACAUCAGAUGAUAAAUUGGUUAAUUGCUGGUUACUCAAUGGUUCUGCCACUUUUUUCAGAAAAUGGCCUCCUUUCCCGACUUACUUCUAUAUUUCUUGGCUUUGCACCUUGCUUCCUUCUUCUAUCUAUAGGAUAUGAAGCUGUCUUCUAUAGUGCACUUGCUCUUGUACUAAUGUCAUGGAUACUAUUUGAAAACACACUUCUCCACCCAAGUGCAGUGAAAAAUUUGUCACCUCACACUAGAAAUAUGGAGGAACAUAUGAUUCUUGAAAAUGAUAAUAGAUACUUGCAGCUGUCUGAUAUUAGAAUUCCACUAACUUUUAUGGUUUUAUUCAACAUUGCAUUCUUUGGCACUGGUAAUUUCGCAAGUAUUGCAAGUUUUGAGAUAUCGUCAGUCUAUCGGUUCAUCACUGUGUUCAGUCCGUUUCUGAUGGCAGCCCUGCUUAUCUUCAAGUUAUUCAUACCAUUCAUGCUUGUCAUAUGUGCGUUCAGUGCAAUAACAAAACUACUCCGAAUCCCACGGUUGGGAUGCUAUUUUCUUGUUAUAUUGCUUUCAGAUGUAAUGACUGUCCACUUCUUCUUCCUGGUACGAAACAAAGGAAGCUGGAUGGAAAUUGGCAAUAGCAUCAGCCAUUUUGGAAUCAUGAGUGCCCAAGUUGUGUUUGUGCUGUUGCUCUUUGCCCUAACAAAUAUAUACACGAAAGACAUCCAUAUUAGAUCUGCUAGGCUCUCUCCUCAGAAAGUACUGUAGGAUAAAAUUAGUAGCUUUUGCAGUGAAAUUAGCCCUCAGAACUCUUCCAAGGCAAGCAUUUACAAGCAUACAGCAAUUUUUAUAGAUUAAUAGCGGCUGCAGGAUGGUGCUUUUGGAUCUUGUAUUAGCUUAUAUUUUAUCAGUGAAACCAUUCUCUUGUAAUGGGAUUUUGCAGUGUUCCAAUUGAUUGUAAGAGUGCUCACCGAUUUUGGCUUUCCUUCUGGUGUAGAGCGAAAGAUAAGUUCAAAUUUUGAUUCCAUUGAUUAAUUCUAAGCGAAAUUGACAAUACCUAUUGUUGUAGUAUCUUUGGAAUGGUAUUUUUGGGUAGUUUCCACCUUCUUAUAAAUUGUAACACUUCUUAUAAAUAGUUAACAUCUUGAUUUCAUAGUCA